CAACUUUUGCUCGUUUGCAGGGGAAUCGCUGAAAAAGACGCAUCUUCCCCGCACGGCCUCCGUCUCCUGAUUCCCGACUACCCCUAUGCCGUCGACGGCCUCUCCGUGUGGUCGGCCAUCGAAAGCUGGGUCCUGGAAUACACCUCCCUCUACUACCCCUCCGAAGUCUCCAUCCAACACGACUCCGAGCUCCAAUCAUGGUGGACCGAACUCCGCCAAGUCGGCCACGGCGACCACAAACACCAACCCUGGUGGCCCCCCCUCACCUCCCUCCCCCACCUAGUCCAAAUCGCCACCACCAUCAUCUGGAUCGCCUCCGCCAUGCACGCCGCCGUUAACUUCGGCCAGUACCCCUACGCCGGCUAUCUCCCCAACCGCCCCACCGCCAGCCGCCGGUUCAUGCCCCAACCCGGUUCACCCGAGUUCGCCGAACUCAAAAAAAACCCGGAUCAAGUCCUUCUGAAAACCAUCACGAACCAGAUUCAGACCAUCAUCGGCAUUUCGUUGAUCGAGGUCCUGUCCAGUCACGCCAGCGAUGAGAUUUAUUUGGGCCAGCGGGCCAGCGGAGAGUGGGCCAGGGAUGCUCGGGUCAAUGAUGCGUUCAACCGGUUCGGUUCGAGGCUGAAGGAGAUUGAGAAGCGGAUCGAUGAGUUGAACCGCGAUCCGGUUCUGAAGAACCGGAGGGGACCGGCUCAGAUGCCUUAUACGUUGCUGUCGCCUUAUAGUGAAGGUGGGAUCACUGCUAAGGGUAUUCCCAACAGUAUAAGUAUUUGAGGUGAGAAGAAAUAUCUUU
Messenger RNA from Phalaenopsis equestris, 793 nucleotides. Its product is annotated as linoleate 9S-lipoxygenase 6-like. Gene Ontology annotation, biological process: lipid oxidation. The annotation marks the transcript as partial. Lineage: Eukaryota; Viridiplantae; Streptophyta; Magnoliopsida; Asparagales; Orchidaceae. Gene Ontology annotation, molecular function: oxidoreductase activity, acting on single donors with incorporation of molecular oxygen, incorporation of two atoms of oxygen; metal ion binding. The transcript has a single exon. The record is from RefSeq and is a predicted model, not a curated record.